AUGACGGCAACGUCCGCAUGUCCCAUAUGCCAGAAACAACGUCCAAAGCGCUCACAACGUCUCACGACUACAGAUAUACCCACUAAUGUUAUACUUUUAUCAACAUUAGCUCGAUAUCGCAUCGAUCUCACGCUAGCUAAUAAGAUUUUUUCAAGAUGGGAACGCAAGAUUGAGCAUAUCUGUAUCUCUCAUUUGAUUGAAGCGACAUUUGUUCUCUUGCGCGAAAUCCAACAACUUUUGGGUAGCCCACCAGAGAAUAGUCUCAGUACGAUCCCCGAGGAUGUAUUGGAUGAAUUCGUGGCACAUGUUCGAAUGUAUGGAUCACUUAUAGGGAAUGGUUUUUGUUUGGAACGAGAACAUGUGGUAGAAUUUUUUGACACCCACUAUACGAAAUAUCAUGCUGAAGUUCUCAAUCUGCUGGGGAAGGAUCGUCAAUCUAUAGUAGAUUCGGAAGUUGUUGAUGCGGAGGUUAGUCAUACUCUGUUUCGCCUACGUUUGCUUAUUUUUGUUUAUAUGAUUUACGUAAUUAUGUAUUUCACUUUGUCUCAAACGCUCUUCAUUGAAAUCUCGUGUACAACUUCACUGUCUUCCAAGAAAAAAAAAAUUACAAAUUGUAUCUGUCUAAUAGUCAUCUAUCCAUUUGUUGUUUCUUUGCUACUUGGUCUUCCAAAGUGUAUUGAGCUCUUAAGGACCUAAGA
This is a messenger RNA of Strongylus vulgaris, 698 nucleotides long. Lineage: Eukaryota; Metazoa; Nematoda; Chromadorea; Rhabditida; Strongylidae. The record is from the annotation of a GenBank genome assembly.